Messenger RNA from Fomitopsis serialis, 969 nucleotides. RefSeq lists its product as uncharacterized. Gene Ontology annotation, molecular function: protein binding. Lineage: Eukaryota; Fungi; Basidiomycota; Agaricomycetes; Polyporales; Fomitopsidaceae. The transcript has 3 exons. Bases 1 to 969 code for a protein of 322 amino acids. The record is from RefSeq and is a predicted model, not a curated record.
AUGGCGGAUUCAACUCCACCGGAUACACCCACUUUCCUGACCGCCUCGCCGCCCUUUGACAAUCCUGGUGCAGACAUCAUCAUCCGGACGUCCGACCGCGUCGAGUUCCACGUGUACAAGCUCAUCCUCAGAGAGGUCUCCUCCGUCUUUGCAGACAUGGUGUCCUUACCGCCGACGCGCGAGUCGGACGCCGAUGUGGUCGAUGUCACCGAAGACAGCGUCGUCUGGGAGCAUAUCCUCCGUAUGUGCUACCCCUUCGCCCGAUCAGCUGUGAUUGCGCCAGAUCACUUCUGGCCGUUGCUCGAGGCCGCCAAGAAGUACGACAUGAAUGGUGUCCGCGAGGCGGUGGGGCGAGAGAUGUUGACUGCCCCGAUACUAGAGCGAAGGUCUCUACGAGUGUAUUUGCUCGCCUGUGGUCAUGGGCUCCAGGAUGUCGCCAUCGAAGCGGCCAGGGCCAGCCUGCGUCAACCACUUGACGAGGAUACCUUGGUUCCGGAGCUGCGCUGCGUGACCUCGGCCGCGUACUUCAGGUUGCUCCGGUACCGUCGCGACUGUGUCAAGGCAGCCACAGCCUUCGUGGACGACUUCAAGGUUUAUGUGUUCGGGCGUGAUGGUUGGAGAAAGUACACAGAGACAUGGGUGAAACCGCGUGGUGGCACCUCCAACAAUACAGAUCCAAAACAUGACCCACAGUGUUUUGACUCUAAUGAGAACCGCAAGAGCGAUCGUACAACUCGUCGCCGCGUCUUCGAAGACUACAUAAAGCGUUCCGCGGAGGCACUCAAGGUCACCCCUCAUGGCGCUGUCGUGCUCGAUCCACACAUAAUCGCCGCUACUGUACAGCAAGCUUCAAUCUGCGCCGCCUGCAGAACGGACGAGCAGGCGGACCAGAUCGUUCGGUUCAUCAGGUUUCACGCAUCCGACAUCGAUGCCGCCGUAGCCAAGGUGGUACUUAUGAUAGAGGCGUGA